Messenger RNA from Helobdella robusta, 3092 nucleotides. RefSeq lists its product as hypothetical. Lineage: Eukaryota; Metazoa; Annelida; Clitellata; Rhynchobdellida; Glossiphoniidae. Gene Ontology annotation, molecular function: cobalamin binding; methylmalonyl-CoA mutase activity; metal ion binding. Gene Ontology annotation, cellular component: mitochondrion. The transcript is spliced from 16 exons. The coding region runs from base 14 to 2266 and encodes 750 amino acids. The record is from RefSeq and is a predicted model, not a curated record.
AAUAACAUUUAACAUGUUACGAACGAGUCGUAAUGUCCGCUUAUACAGGUUGUCAACCCUUCUUACGAAGAAAUCUCUCCCUGUUUCAGCAUGUUUUGAGCGAAUGGUUGGCACAAAACUUGAUCCUGAAUGGUGUGAAUUGGCCAGGAAGCAACUGAAAGGACAAGAUCCAGAAAAGAAACUAACAUGGCAUACAGCAGAGGGGAUAGAUGUGAAACCAUUGUACACCAGAGAUGAUACAGCUGAGAUGGCAAAAGAAGUGCCAGGUAAGUACCCAUUCACCAGGGGGCCAUAUGCUACCAUGUACACUGGUCGUCCCUGGACUAUCCGCCAGUAUGCUGGAUUCAGUACUGUGGAAGAAAGCAACAGAUUCUACAAGGCCAACAUAAAGGCAGGACAGCAGGGUUUGAGUGUGGCCUUUGACCUCGCGACACACAGAGGUUAUGACUCUGACAAUCCAAGAGUUCAUGGUGAUGUGGGCAUGGCAGGUGUGGCGGUGGACAGUGUGGAAGACAUGAAAUUGUUGUUUGAUGGCAUCCCUCUCAACAAACUUUCUACUUCUAUGACUAUGAAUGGUGCUGUUCUGCCCAUAUUAGCCAUGUAUGUUGUAGCUGCUGAAGAACAGGGAUGCAAGCAAGCAGAACUCGCUGGCACCAUCCAGAAUGACAUAUUGAAGGAGUUCAUGGUGCGAAACACCUACAUCUUUCCUCCAGAACCAUCCAUGCACAUCAUUGCUGAUAUCUUUGCUUAUCUCUCUAAGAACCUGCCCAAGUUCAACUCCAUCUCCAUCUCUGGAUACCACAUUCAAGAGGCAGGAGCAGACGCCGUCCUUGAAACGGCCUUCACAUUGGCUGAUGGACUGGAGUACUGCAGGACGGGAUUGAAAGCGGGAUUGAAGAUUGAUGAGUUUGCUCCGCGCCUUUCGUUCUUCUGGGGUAUAGGAAUGAAUUUUUACAUGGAGAUAGCAAAACUUCGAGCAGCUCGCAAAUUGUGGGCCACCCUCCUUAAAGAAAAGUUUCAUCCAAAGAAGGAUUUGUCAAUGAUGUUGAGGUGCCACUCACAAACAUCAGGAUGGUCACUCACGGAACAGGACCCAUACAACAAUAUCAUCAGAACAUGCAUCGAAGCAAUGGCGUCGGUAUUUGGGGGCACCCAAUCCCUACACACCAACUCGUUCGAUGAGGCUCUCGGUCUGCCCACCCCCUUCAGUGCCCGCAUCGCCCGUAACACGCAGAUCAUCAUUCAAGAAGAAUCCGGAAUUCCCAAAGUGGCAGACCCGUGGGGGGGAUCGUACAUGAUGGAAUGUCUAACUCAGGAGGUCUACGAAGGUGCUUUGAAGGUCGUCAAUGAGAUUGAAGAAAUGGGUGGAAUGUCGAAAGCAGUGGCCAGUGGCAUGCCGAAGUUGAGGAUUGAGGAGUGUGCAGCGAGAAGGCAGGCUAGGAUUGACAGCGGCGGUGAAACCAUCGUGGGAGUGAACAAGUACCGGCCAGCAAAGCCGGAGUACGUGGAGGUACUGACCAUCGACAACACGAAGGUACGAGAGCAGCAGAUUGCCAGACUGAAGCACAUCAGAGAGACCAGGGACAAUGCUAAGGUGCAACGAAUCUUGGAUUCGAUUACAGAGUGCUGCAAAAGCCAGCAUGGAAACCUUCUCGAACUUUCGAUUGAGGCGGCCAGGGCUCGAGCUUCAGUUGGAGAGAUCACAGAUGCCAUGGAGAAAGUGUACGGACGACACGUGGCUGUCCACAGGCUCGUUAGUGGCUCCUACAAGAACGAGUACGGUGAUGCUGACGAGAUUAACAAAGUUAUCGAGAGGAUCAAGGAGUUUGUGGCCAUUGAAGGCAGGCGCCCUAGAAUCUUGAUAGCGAAGGUGGGCCAGGACGGGCACGACAGGGGCGGCAAAGUUGUGGCCACUGGAUUCGCAGACAUGGGCUUCGACGUUGAUAUCAGUCCUUUAUUUUCGACGCCAGCAGAGGCAGCCCAGCAGGCAGUUGAUUCAGACGUUCACGCUGUAGGCGUGUCUUCGUUGGCAGCUGGCCACAUGACCUUGGUGCCUGAGGUCAUCGAACAUCUCAAAAAACUUGGAAGGCCUGAUAUCCUGGUGUUCGUCGGAGGCGUCAUCCCUCCGAAAGAUUAUGACUUCCUCUACAAAGCUGGUAUUGUCGAUAUCUUUGGGCCAGGCUCCCGCAUACCGGAUUGCGCCCUGAGAACCAUCAACCAUAUCAUGGAAAAAGACAAGUACACGAAGACAAAAGCCACCGGAUAAAUUAAUAAAUUAUGAUAAUGAGUCGAUUAAUUGUUAAUGAUAUUGACAAAAUUAUGAUAAUGGGUCGGUUAAUUGUUAGUAACAUUAAUUAACCAAAUGCACGGACGUGAAAUGCGAUUUAUCAUGAAAGCAUUGAAAACUUUUCUACUUGACAACUCUAGUUAGCUAGUUGAUUCUAACAAUUUUUUUGGUAUUUAUAUUCUGAAUAUUAAUCAACUAAUAAUUAUAUUUUAAAAAAUAUUUUAUUAAGCUACAAUACUUUUCAAAUUUAUUUAUUAAUUUAUACUUACCUUUUUCCUGAUUCUAAGUUUGUUUCUUUGUAGUUGCAGAUAUGUUAGAAACUUUUUAUUUUGCCGGGAAUUCAAAAUCUUCGAAAUUUUUGCUAGGACUUGUUAAUAUUAUCACAUUGUCGUUUUUGUUUCGUUACCGCUCAGAUGGGAGAGAGAAUGAAAUAAUCAUAUUCUAAGUCAUGUGCCUUAUUAUUAACGUUUCGAAUUCAAUACGAAACUAUUUCUUUGUUUUUUAAUUUAUUUAUGGAGUAUUUUUCUACUGUUUGAUCGGCAUGGUUUAUAUUUCUCCACAUCAGUAGUUGUUUUUUCAUCCAUCUCAAAUCAAAUAUAUCGAAUCGUCACAUAUUAAUUAAUGUUUAAUAUUUCAUUUGUUAUCAAUUUUGUUCAAAGUUCUGACAAAAUGUAUUGAAUUAUUUCCUUUAGUCGACAAAAUUAUGUGAAAAAUCAAUUAUGUAUUUUAUUUAUUUGUACAGAAACGUUACAUUUCUUUUUUUAUUUUCAACAUUUUAAAGAAAUAAAACUUCAUACAAAUUGUC